This is a messenger RNA of Sinocyclocheilus rhinocerous, 3501 nucleotides long. Its product is annotated as unconventional myosin-XV-like. Lineage: Eukaryota; Metazoa; Chordata; Actinopteri; Cypriniformes; Cyprinidae. The transcript has 30 exons. Gene Ontology annotation, cellular component: cytoskeleton. The record is from RefSeq and is a predicted model, not a curated record. The coding region runs from base 1 to 3501 and encodes 1166 amino acids.
AUGCUUCUGAAAGAGAUGGGCGUGUCCACUGAGUGUCGAUGGGGUUGGUCGGUUUUGAUGAAGGAGCCGGCGCAGUGGGUGGAGUUAGAAGGUCACGAUUAUGUUCUGGAUCUGGUGUGCGACCUGGAGCUGCUGCCAGACUUCCCCAAACAGAAAACAUACUUCAUCAUCUCUACUGAAGACCCCAGCAAGGCACGACCUAACGCAAAAGUCUUUUUGGCAGUGGAUUUGAAGAAGAUGAGGAUGGGCCGCUCUCAUAUGCCAACCGAACAAGCGCUGUUGCAACCAACAGUCUACCAAUGUCUGAAGGCCACUACAGAUCUUGAUGCAUCAGUUUUGUCUGGAAGGAUGAAGGGUAGAGGAGGUGUAGGUGGCGAUGAAGCACAGUCUCCUGCUAGGGUCAAUGUCUCAGCCGCUCUUCGGCCUGGAGUGAGAGUUCUGCCAUCCAUACCAGGUGCUCCAGUAAUGCCCAGUAUGCCAGCUGUGCCCCCAGUGCCAGACCCGCAGCAAGCUGUCCUGGCUCAACAGCAACAAACCAUCAUCAACCAACAAGCUGUCAUUAUGGCUCAGCAGAUGACCAUGCAGGCGAUGGCUAUGGUGACCAGCCCAGUGUCCAGUCCACCAAUGUCUCCCCUCACCAGCCCCCCAACCAGCCCUCCACCCACUCCCUACAGCACCCUGCCGCCCAGUCCGUACCCUGCCAUCCCUCCCAGCCCCUACGCAAACCUCCCCCCCAACCCUUACGCACCACUUCCCCUGUCCAUGUACACAAGCCCUCCUGUGACCCCCCACCCGACUGUCACCUCCACGUCGAUCAACGCCACCCCAAGCACCUUAGAGGGGCAACAGGAGCCCCUGAAGAAGAAGAGCAGCCCCCCAACACCGCAGCCACAGAGCACUACAAACACACAGACUGCAUCAUCUAAUGGGACAUUAGGGAAGAAACAAGCCCCCGCUGCACCAGUUAAACUUGACAGCAGGCCUGCCAAAAGACAUGCUCCCGUUGCCAUCACGGGUCCCUUGCGUUCUGCUCCGGCUCCUGGCGCAGAGGUGGUGAAAUAUUCAGUCUCUAACUCUGAGCACAUCGUUCCCAGCCACAACAUUAAAGAUAUUAUUAAGCAAUAUCAAACACCGCCCCCAGAACUUAUGCCGCAGAUACAGAGGCGAGAAGGUAAAGCUUUUGUGAAGAAGCUGAACCCACACGAUGAAGCAAUGCAGAUCCUAAAAACACAGAGUGACAAUCCACCUCCUCCACAGAGAAAGGCUCCCACUCCAGCUGCCGUGUCCAGAGAUGGAGGCCUUAAACCAACUAAAAGCAGCAAGAAGAAAGCACCAGAAUCACCACUGGCUUUACCACCACCAGUGUCCAGAGAUCUUCCAGUGGAAUCUGAGAGCAUCCAAACACAAUUGCACAGGAGCAGCACAGAGGAGCAUUACACUUACACAAACGUUCCCUGGAAAAUAUACCUCAGGAAGGAGGUCUUCUAUCCCAAAGACACUUGGAACCAUCCUCUAGUGCUGGACCUCAUAUUCAAACAGAUUGUUAAUGACACAUUUACAGAGGUCUGUGUGCACAUUACUAAAGAAUCCCGUUUGUGUUUCAUAGCACAAUACAGCAUCGAGCUGGACACAGAUGUUCGGGAUGAGAGUGUGAAGAAAGCUGUGAUUGCAGCUGCCAGGGAGUCAUGGGAGAUUUAUUUUUCUCACCCUUUUCCUGCCUCUGGCAGUGUGGGUACUGGAGUGCAGGUGUUGGCGGUGUCUCACUCUGGUAUCAAACUUCUAAAGACAGUAAAAAGCAGCAGUGCAGCUCCAGACUACUUCCAAGUGCUCCGUCCGUACAGCUACACAGACAUCCUGUUUGUGACCAUCCCCUCUCAAAACAUGCUGGAGUUUAAUCUGAUGAAUGAGAAAUUGAUUUUGUUCUCAGCCAAAGCAACUCAGAUCAAACAUAUGAUUGAUCUCUUCAUCUCUCAUCUUAAGACGGAUUCUGAGUAUGUUGUAGCAGAGAGAUACUUCAUCACAGAGGACAGAGCUCUUCUCAGCUUCCAUAAAGGAGAUAUCAUUCAUCUGCAGGCCAUGGAUGGAUUAGAGGAGGGUGAGAAGAAGUGUUCUCACAUACACACAUUACAGAAAUAUACAUAUAAAAAUACACCCAUCUCUUGUUUUCUCCAGAACCCUAUAUUAGAGUCCCUUAUAGACUUCUCUGACCCCAACAUGAACCGGGUUGCUUCUGAAAUUUUCCUAGCCAUAAUGAAGUUCAUGGGAGAUCAUCCUCUCAGGGGCCAGUCGGAGCAGUUUGUGGUUUGCACCUUCCUGAAGUUAACAGGUGAAUAUGGACUGAUGAAGGAUGAGGCAUACUGUCAAGUCCUCAAACAGAUUACAGCCAAUACCAGCUCUAAACCUGACAGCUGUCAAAAGGGCUGGCGGUUACUCUACAUUCUGACAGCAUUUUACCGCUGCUCUGAAGUGCUCAAACCAUUCUUACUCAAGCUCCUAAGAGAUGUCUGCAGAAGUCCAGAAGCUGGUCGAAGCUCAAAGCGGCAGCUGUUUCUAUUCCCUGGAGGAAUUGAGAGACAUUUGAAGUUCAAAACCUGCUCCUUUGCACUGGAUGUCAUAGAGGAGUUGUGUUAUGAGAUGGCGUUACAAAGGCUGGAGGCAAUGGAUGAGUACACGGUUUUCAUAGUCACCAACAGAGGUCAGAAUGUGCGGCCUCUCAAUAAGAGAGAGUACAUAUUAGACAUCGCAACAGAGGCAGAACAAAUUGAUCCCAACUACAGCUUCUGGUUCAGACGAGUCAUCUGGGCCCAUCCGCUCAAGUUUGAAAACGAGCUCUGUGUCACCAUGCACUAUAACCAGGUUCUGCCAGACUACCUGAAGGGUCUGUUGAAUGUCGUACCUCAGGGAAAGAUCAGUGAACAGCAGUUUAACCAGUUUGCCAAACUUGCUGCUCUUCAACACAGAGCCAAAGACAGUCUCUACGCGCCUACUAUUCAUGAGUUGACAGAGUACAUCCCAGUUGAGAUCUUUGGAAGACAGGGGCCUCAGCAGUGGAUGCAGCUGGUUGCUCAACAUGUACAUGCCAUCCAAAGCCUGAACCCUCACCAGGCCAGAUCCCAGUUCCUGGGUUUGGUGUGCGCAUUUCCUAUGUUUGGAUCGUCCUUCUUUUACAUCCAAAGCAGCAGCAACAGCACCAUCUCUGCACCAUGCAUCCUCGCUGUCAAUCAGAACGGACUGCACUUCCUGCACAAAGACAGUCAUGAGGUGCAGAUGAAGUUCCAGCUGAAGCUGAUUCAGUCAGCUCUCACACAGCGGCCCAGCGCUGGAUCCAGUUACCCUUAUGUAGACAUCCUAAUAGGGGAUUUAACCAACCACAGAGUCACACAGUUACAGCUGGAACAGGGUCUGGAGCUGUGUCGGGUUAUCGCCAUGCACAUUGAGAAUAUGCUCUCUGUCCGAGAGAAGAGGCUGACGCUGCCACCCAGUGAAAUCACCAUGCUGUAA